CCGCCUUCAUUUCUGACUCUCCGUAACUGUCAACGUGUGUAGUAGCGAACGGAAAUUGGCCGGAACACGAAGCGCCGGGAACCUGCGGUGGCCACAGGAAUUGUCGCGCCCAACACGGGACCGGCUGCGGCUGCAGUGGCAGUGAUGGUCAGCAAAAGAAGGUGCACAGCGUCAUAAACCCAGUGUCCUCCUCUCGUGCACCGGAUCGGAUCGCCCCACGGCGACGAGGUGAUAACACACCACCAACGAUCUCGCGCCAAGCCGGUUUAGCGAAAAGUGGGCAGGAAGGGGGAUAGCGGGGCAGGCGGGGUUCUUCGGGCGCAACCACACGUGCAGCAGCAGAGUGGAUCAGCAAUCGCGCGGUGACAUUAUGCAACGCACGUACAGACGAGCAGUGGCGGUCGAUACAUAAUAACGUGUGCUAGAAUUGCGACUGUGUGUGGCGAGUUAAACGAGCCAGUUUCUGUGUUGCAGUGAGAGGUGACCGACCGACCGAGCGAGCUGCAAUCGAAGCGUCAGUACGGUAGAGAGAGGCAGAAGAGGCGGCGGCUGCACAUUCGGCAUGGCUUCCGUGGAGCGCAGCAAAUUGAUUGGCGUGAUCGAUGCAGGCACGAACAGUGCGCGGUUUGUGAUCUUCAAACUGCCGGAAUUCGAGGAGAUUGCAGCGCACCAGAUACGCAUCACGCAGAUCGUCCCGCGCGACGGCUGGACCGAGCACAAUCCCGUGGAAGUGUUGGAAGCGGUACGGCUGUGCGCGGUCGAAGCGUGCCACCAGGUGGAGAAGCUUGGCUAUGUCGUUAAGGAUAUCGCCGCCAUCGGUAUUACGAACCAGCGCGAAACGACUGUCGUGUGGGACAAAAACACCGGCGAGCCUUUGUACAAUGCCAUCGUGUGGAACGAUAUACGGACGGAUAAAACGGUCGAUCGAGUAUUGGCCCGCCUGCCGGAGCAGAACCACAAUCACUUCCGGGCACUAUCCGGCCUACCGAUUUCACCCUACUUUUCCGCCCUCAAGCUAAACUGGCUCAAGGACAAUGUGGUGGCAGUGCGGAAGGCGUGCCGGGAGAAGCGUUGCUACGCCGGUACGAUCGAUACGUGGUUGGUGUGGAACUUGACCGGUGGCCCGCAAGGUGGUGCAUUCGUGACGGACGUUACCAACGCUUCCCGGACGCUGCUAAUGAACAUCGAAACGCUGCACUGGGAUCCGCUGCUGACGAAAACGUUCUCCGUGCAUCCGGACAUGUUGCCGGAGAUUCGCAGCUCGUCCGAGAUCUACGGAAAGGUGAAGGAUAGCAGUGUGCUCGAUGGUAUUCCGAUCAGUGCGAUACUCGGCAACCAGCAGGCGAGUCUUAUCGGGCAGCGCUGCUUGAAGGAAGGUCAGGCAAAGAACACUUAUCGGAAGGGAUGCUUUCUGCUGUACAAUACGGGCACGAGGUACGUCCAAUCGACACACGGCCUGGUGACGACGGUAGCGUACCAGCUGGGACGGAAUGCGCCGCCGGUGUACGCGCUGGAAGGGUCGGUAGCGGUAGCCGGCGUGGCCAUGAACUGGUUGCAAGACAACCUGAAAAUAAUCAAGGACAUCAAGGAGUCCGAACAGAUCGCUGGCAGCGUGUCAUCGACGGGCGAUGUUUACUUUGUACCUGCAUUCACCGGACUGUACGCUCCCUACUGGCGAAAGGAUGCGCGAGGCAUAUUUUGUGGUUUGACCAGUUUCACUACCAAGCACCACUUCGUGCGGGCCGCCUUGGAGGCGGUCUGCUUCCAAACGCGGGACAUUCUCGAGGCGAUGAAGAAAGACUGCGGCAUCAACCUCAACAAGCUGCACGCGGACGGUAGUAUGGCGAGCAACAGUCUCCUGAUGCAGCUGCAGGCAGAUUUGGGCGGCAUUCCUGUGUUGAGAACGGAGGUGCACGAACCGGCCGCACUCGGGACCGCGAUGGCCGCUGCACAGGCGAACGGGGUAGACUUGUACAAGCUGGAAGCGGAAAUCCGCGGUUACACAGGUGUUCAAUCACACCACGAAACAUUCCUCCCGACGACGACCGAAGAGGAACGGAAUGCGCGGUACACCAAGUGGAAAAUGGCGGUCCAGCGGAGCUUGGGCUGGGCUGUAUCGAAGAAGAGUGAAGCAAUGACGGACGAACGUUACAGCUUGCUAGCCUCGAUUCCCGCGGGACUGUUCCUUGCCACAACUUUCCUAAUGUUGGUCCACUCGCAACGGCGGUGAGUGUGAGCUGCAUCGGACGACAAAGAUACGACCACCGGUAUAUCGUCUACAACUAGUCUGCUAAAUUGUUAACAGUGCGUAGCUUUGGAACACACAUUCGCUGACAAAAAAGACAAAGCACAAAGCGUGUGCGCACGGUGCUACCCCUAGUACACACUAAGAGCAACAAUCAACGAUCCCAUUUGGAAUGUUGGCUUAGUAUCGUACGAAAAGCUCAGGUUUUACAUCCUUUGUUCGAUACUCUUUUACCUCUUACCGGUACGUGUGCUUGUUUUUGUACCGCGAAAUUCCGGUAACAAAAUGUAUAGCUAGGCGAGGGAAGGGAGAAGAAGAGGAAGCGCUCAAACCAAUUUUACCAUAUAUAUUCCAACGGCAACACUGUGCUUAAAAUGCGGAAGUGCGGAAAACAACGCGAUCCAUCGAUAUUACCUGGUGAUACAGAUGUGUACUACACGGAGGACGACGAGGACGUCUAGCAGUAGUCUAGGUUAGUUCCAAUUCCAAUUUGCCUCCCAAGAUAGAUGGAAAGAUUUGCUUGUUACGGGAGCUUGUGUUUUUUCAUUAAAGGGAGGGUUGUGUUUGUGACCGGGGGGGGGGGGGGGGGGGGGAAGGGCCUAAUGUAGUUAAAAAUUGUAAUACCGUUUUUUUCGCGAAAAGGUAACGAAUAAAAGUUAGCUUAAAUUGAAAGAGAAACAGUGACGAAGAAGUUGCGCUAUUGUUGUUCUUUACAAUCUAUUUUGUAAUAAAGAUUCGCUAGUUGCCAAAUA
Anopheles stephensi (Asian malaria mosquito) is the source of this 2997-nucleotide messenger RNA. Its product is annotated as glycerol kinase-like. Gene Ontology annotation, cellular component: mitochondrion. The coding region runs from base 563 to 2230 and encodes 555 amino acids. The transcript has 11 exons. Gene Ontology annotation, molecular function: glycerol kinase activity. NCBI's taxonomy places the organism in Eukaryota, Metazoa, Arthropoda, Insecta, Diptera, Culicidae. The record is from RefSeq and is a predicted model, not a curated record. Gene Ontology annotation, biological process: glycerol metabolic process; glycerol-3-phosphate biosynthetic process; triglyceride metabolic process.